AUGCCUAUUCAAUUGUCAGAUUUACAAAAGAUCGGUCUUGGUUUGACAAUAUUUGGUGUGGGUUUUAUUUUUCUUGGUAUGAUCUUUUUAUUUGAUAAAGGUCUAUUAGCAGUUGGAAAUAUUUUAUUUCUUGCCGGUCUUUCGAUGAUCAUUGGUUUUGAACGUACAUUUCGCUUUUUCUUUCAACGUUAUAAAUUUAAAAGUACUGCACUUUUUUUUGGUGGAAUUCUACUUGUUCUAAUCGGUUGGCCAGUCACUGGUAUGAUUAUUGAAUGUUAUGGUUUUUUUCUUCUCUUCGGAGGUUUCAUUCCAAUUGCCAUCAAUUUCCUUCGACGUUUACCAAUUAUAGGUUCUAUUUUAUUACUACCUGGCCUUCGACAGAUCACUGACAAAUUAUCUGAUGGUAGAUCAAUGAAAAUAGAUAUGUUAAGUCAAAAUCUAUUUCAAUAUGGUGUAAGAUCAACACUACGAUCUAGUCAUCAAAUAUCAACAAUUUUUAUACGACGAAAUUUGCUUUGUAUUGUUCCUUCAAUCUCAGUCAGUCCAUAUAAAUAUGAUUUAUUGUUAUUACGAUAUCAAUCUAAUACUACGUCUUCAUCGAACAAUAGUAACCAACCGAUAGUAUCAGAUAAAAAUCUUCCAACCAUGCCACCUGUUUCAACGAAAUUAAAAGUUCGAACACGAAAACUUAAAGUAACUGAUUAUGCUGCAAGUUAUACAGAAAAUAAUUUUAUUACAGCUACACGAGCUAUGCAUGAAUAUUUAUUAAAACCAACUGAUUUAGAAACACUUAAACAAUAUAAAACACGUUCACCUUAUUCGGACGAGAGUGAUUCAACACAAAUGUUAACUGUUUAUCGACGAGGUGAUGUUGAAAAACGUGCUUAUGAAGUAUGGGGUAGUCCUGAUAUGUUGCAUAAAGAAAAAAUUAAACGAACAAAAGUACGACAAGAAGAAUAUGAAGCGAUUUUUGAUUUAAAAAAAUCAUUGAAAGAAUAUCAAAAACGUUUGUCAUUGUUACAAAAUGCUCCAUUGGAUAAUCGAAAAAAAAAUAAAAAUACUAUUCUAACAGCUGGUGGUGGAAAAGUUGUUAUUGCUGCAGUUUGUAUUAAUGCAACAAAUGCUGUAGUAAAAACCAUUGGAUGGUUCUUCACUGGUUCAGCAUCUUUAUUUUCUGAAGCUGUUCAUUCAAUUGCUGAUACAUGCAAUCAACUUAUUUUAACAUUUGGUCUAUGGCAAUCAAUUAAAAAACCGAAUCCAGAACAUCCAUAUGGUUAUUCGAAUAUGACUUAUAUUACAUCACUUAUUAGUGGUGUUGGAAUAUUUUGUUUUGGAACUGGUUUAGCUUGGUAUCAUGGUAUUUUAGUUCUAUUACAUCCACAAGAAAUGGAAUCGAUUUUCUGGGGUUUAGCUUUAUUAAGUGGUUCAUUAAUUUCUGAAGGAGCAACACUUUAUAUGGCUGUUAAUGAAAUUCGUGCAUCAGCUAAAGAAACAGGAAUGCGAUUUUGGGAAUAUGUCAAUCAAGGUUACAAACCAAAUGUAAAUGUCGUAUUACUGGAAGAUUUAGCUGCAGUUUUAGGUGUUUGCGUAGCUGCAUCAGCAAUGAGUCUUUCACUUUAUUAUCAAUCACCUAUACCUGAUGCUAUUGGAUCUUUAAUUAUCGGUGGUAUAUUAGGUGGUGUUGCUUCAUUUAUUAUCUAUUCAAAUACAGCUGCACUUGUUGGCCGAUCAAUUCAUCCAAAUCAACUUGAGAUGAUUAAUAAAGAUUUAGAAAGUGAUCGAAUGGUUCGUGCAUUAUAUGAUAUAAAAGCAACGGAUAUGGGUUCACAAUCAGUUAUGUUUAAAGCUGAAGUUGAUAUUGAUGGACGAGAGAUUGCUCGAUCAUAUUUAGAAAAAAUUGAUAUUCAAGUUAUUCUUGAAGAAAUACGAAAAAUUGAUUCAAUUGAAUUAGCUGAAAUAUUUCUUCUUAAACACGGAGAAAAUAUUGUUGAUAGAGUUGGAGCUGAAAUUGAUCGUAUUGAACGAAAUCUUCGAAAAAAACAUCCAUCUUUACAACAUGUCGAUUUAGAAGUCCUUUAA
Messenger RNA from Adineta steineri, 2079 nucleotides. NCBI's taxonomy places the organism in Eukaryota, Metazoa, Rotifera, Eurotatoria, Adinetida, Adinetidae. The record is from the annotation of a GenBank genome assembly.